Messenger RNA from Paraglomus brasilianum, 1473 nucleotides. The record is from the annotation of a GenBank genome assembly. Lineage: Eukaryota; Fungi; Glomeromycota; Glomeromycetes; Paraglomerales; Paraglomeraceae.
AUGUCGUCGUCCUCAUCAUUAGCUUUUUCAUUUUCGUUCGGCAUCGUUGAAGAGGAUUCGUCUAAAUCGUCAAAGGUUACGUCCCUCCAGUCUAUAUUCAUUUCAUCGUCCUCAUUCUCAUUCGGCAUCAUUGAAAGACAAUUGUCCUGGAUAACCAGCGCAGAGGGAUUCCGGUCGGUAACGAGCGAUUCCGCUGAGACAAAGGGGUAUCACCUGAAAGAGAUAAGGGCCGGAAUGGCCGGUGGGGAGACGGUCAGCCUGUGUGCGGGGAAUACGUCUGUGAAAUUCGCUUCGAAACCCAUGCGAGAAACAAAUAUAAUGGCGAUGCGCAGAACAUUACGCCCGAUGCUCAAUCCGCUAUUCACGUCCCAUGCAUCUACGCUCCUCACUACACGACGCGCCUCCUUAUUGUCACCGUUUCGUCCAACUAUUGAUCAGAAAUCAUACUAUCAAUAUGGACCAGGACAGAGUGGAGAUCAGCUAUUACUAGGAGAGCUCCGAUCCCAGACAAGACUACCUCGUAACACGUUUAUAAACUUUGUACCUCAACAAGAAGCGUGGAUAGUCGAGCGAUUUGGGAAGUUUGAUCGUCUUCUAGAACCAGGCCUUGCGAUAGUCAUACCAAUUGUGGAGAAAAUCAAGUAUGUUAAAAGUUUGAAGGAGAUUUGCAUGAAUAUUCCUGCCCAGAGUGCAAUUACACAAGAUAACGUGGCUCUUGAACUAGACGGCGUUUUGUACAUUAAAGUGGUCGAUCCAUACAAGGCUUCUUAUGGUGUUGAGGACGCGGAAUAUGCUGUUGCUCAAUUAGCACAGACUACAAUGCGAGCAGAGAUCGGUCACAUGACACUCGAUCGGACGCUGGCCGAGCGUUCUACUCUAAACGCCAAUAUUGUUGAAGCAAUUAAUAGCGCAGCCGAUGCUUGGGGAAUUCGAUGUUUGAGAUAUGAAAUUCGUGAUAUACAUCCGCCAGUGAAAGUAGUAGAGUCUAUGCACCAACAAGUGUCAGCUGAACGAUCGAAGCGAGCAUCAAUUCUCGAAUCCGAAGGUACGCGUCAAGGAGCAAUAAAUGUGGCUGAAGGUACUAAGCAAUCCGUAAUAUUAGCCUCUGAAGCAGUUCAGGCAGAGCAAAUCAACAAAGCAUCGGGUGAAGCGGAGGCCAUGCUACUUCGUGCACAAGCAACGGCCGAAAGCAUACGUCGUAUUGCGCGUGCUAUCCGCGAGACACCGGGGGGUCCUGACGCAGUUACAUUGACUAUUGCCGAGAAAUACGUCGAAGCGUUUGGGCAACUAGCCAAAACAGGAAACUCUGUUAUCGUUCCUGCUGGUGUUAAUGAUGCUGGAUCUAUGAUUGCCCAGGCAUUGUCUAUAUAUCGGUCAGUAUCUAGACAAGGACAGGAGUACGAUAAUAUAGAACAACCCGCACAGUCUCAGAUCCAAUCCAACGAUGAACAAUCACUUAAGGAUAGACAAUGA